Molecule: messenger RNA, 2647 nt
Organism: Fundulus heteroclitus (mummichog)
Lineage: Eukaryota; Metazoa; Chordata; Actinopteri; Cyprinodontiformes; Fundulidae
Gene: lmx1bb
Product: LIM homeobox transcription factor 1, beta b
Exons: 8
Coding region: 300-1499 (399 amino acids)
Biological process (GO): regulation of transcription by RNA polymerase II; neuron differentiation
Cellular component (GO): nucleus
Molecular function (GO): RNA polymerase II transcription regulatory region sequence-specific DNA binding; DNA-binding transcription factor activity, RNA polymerase II-specific
Source: RefSeq, a predicted model, not a curated record
GUCCAGAGUUUUCCACGUUUGUUUGCUGCUCUUCCCUGACGCAUCAGGGAUUCGCGCUUCCGGCUUAUAGGCUGCCUUAUUGGCGAUCGAGCAUCAAAGAAGACGCAUUUUUUCCCCCCCUUCGCUUUUUUUCCCCCUUACCUUUAUCUCUGAGACGCACGGCUAGUUUGUGCGUCGCAAGGAGUUUCCAACAGGUUCUUCAUCAGCUCGCCUACAUAGACACAGUGCCCAGUUCAGGAGCGGGUGUGUUUUUUUUUUCCACCCUCCUCUUCCUUGCCAGCUCUCACCCAUAUAUUCUUAUGGAUAUCGCAACAGGUCUGGUGUCGCUGGAGCGCCUCUCCGCGGGAGAACGGUCCGAGACGCGCAUCAUGUUGGACGGCAUAAAAAUCGAAGAUCACCCGCUGCGAUCGGGACAAGCCACACUGGGAGUCCUGCUCGGCUCCGAGUGUCACCACAGGUCCGUGUGCGAGGGCUGCCAGCGUCCCAUCUCCGACCGCUUCCUGAUGAGGGUCAACGACUCCUCAUGGCACGAAGAGUGUUUGCAGUGCACCGUGUGUCAACAGCCUCUCACCACCAGCUGUUACUUCAGAGAAAGGAAACUUUACUGCAAGCACGACUACCAACAGUUGUUUGCCACCAAGUGCAGCGGCUGCAUGGAGAAGAUCGCCCCCACAGAGUUCGUGAUGCGGGCUCUGGAGUGCGUCUACCAUCUGAAUUGCUUCUGCUGCUGCGUGUGCGACCGCCAGCUCCGGAAGGGUGACGAGUUUGUCCUGAAGGAGGGUCAGCUGCUCUGCAAGAUCGACUACGAGAGGGAGAAAGACUUACUCAGCUCGGUCAGCCCGGAUGACUCAGACUCAGAGAAAAGUGACGAUGAGGAGCUGGACAUCAAACCAGAGAAAGGCAUCGGAAGCCAAGGCAAAGGGGAUGAUGGGAAGGAUCCGAGGAGGCCCAAGCGACCACGGACUAUUCUGACCACUCAGCAGAGACGGGCCUUCAAGGCCUCCUUUGAGGUCUCGUCCAAACCCUGUAGAAAGGUGAGGGAGACGCUGGCUGCAGAAACAGGACUCAGUGUUCGAGUGGUCCAGGUGUGGUUUCAGAACCAGCGAGCUAAGAUGAAGAAGUUGGCAAGAAGACAGCAGCAACAACAAGAGCAGCAGAAUUCCCAGAGGCUUGGCCAAGAGGUGAUGUCCAAUCGGAUGGAGGGGAUGAUGAACUCCUUCACGCCGCUGGCUCCGCCACAGCAGCAGCUGGUCACCAUGGAUCAAAACGGUUACAGCACAGACCCGUUCCAGCAGGGACUCACCCCCCCACAGAUGCCUGGGGACCAUAUGAACCCAUAUGGCAACGAUUCUGCGUUCCACGACAUAGACAGUGACACCUCUUUAACCAGCCUCAGCGACUGCUUUAUGGCGUCCUCAGAAGUCAACUCCAUGCAGGCCCGUGUGGGAAACCCCAUCGACCGCCUCUACUCAAUGCAGAACUCUUACUUUGCAUCAUGAAUAAGAGUGGAGCUAAAAGCGUCAGCACGAGAAAAGAGAAGAAAAAAAAAAAAACUGCCCAUCUCAACCUAAAGCGCCAUGGCCGGGAGUUUCUACACUUGUUUGGACAUGAAGAAACAACCCCUUCCAGCAGCUCCUGGUUAUGAGCCGAAGCUUACGAAAAGAUAGCAAAACCACUUGUUGUAGGAGAGGGAAGAGUGGCGAGGACUUACAUAAGACUUAAAUAUUCUUAGAGAUUAUUUGGUAGGAUUACUUAUUCCCACUCUUUUCUUUGCUCACUUAAAGAAAACAAGUAGAUACGGAAGCCACUGAUGAAAACCUCUCAAGCCAAAUAACACGCUGAGUUUAUACAGUGCAUGAUCAAUUGUAAACUAACUUUUUGUAAGCCCCUCACCACCCCCUCCCUGGUUAAGAUGUGGUGUUUGGACUGUUUCUUCUUCACACUACAUGGACUUCCAUGUUCACCGUUAACAUUUUGAUCACUUGCCAUAGAUUUAGGUAUUGUGUUAAUAGUAUAUAGAUGCAGCAUGUCUGCAAGAGUGACUGUACAUCUCUGUGUGCGUAUGAGCGUUUGUGACGAGAAAGAAACCUGUAGAGGAGUAAGAAAAAAAAAAAAAAACAAGGAGGCAGACGUGUAGGAUCAGUGAACUGUAAAUAGUUUUCCUGGACAAAUUGGAUGUGCAUGUUAGAAAUGGAAAGCAUUCUAUUUAUUUAACUAUAACAGGCUCUUGAAGGUACAUAUUAAACGUGAAAAGCUUUAUUUAAAAAGGAGAGCUUUUUUGAAUCAGUUAGUGAGUUCACGAGAAUCACAGCACAUCUGUAUGCCAUUUUAAAUAUGAAGAUUAACCUUUAUGUUUUUUUUGUUUUUGUUUUUUUUGUUGUUUUUUUUCUCCAGCCAAGCUGUAAAUGAGCAACGUUGCUAUUUAUUUCGUACAGACCAUAAACCUUUUGUUGCCAUUUGUCCGAUGUACAUUCUCAAAAUGUUCAAGUUGCUAAUUGACCAAAGUUGACUGGUUUGAUGAAUAAACAAUGUCUUUCUCCUGGUAACGUUAAAUAAAUGCCAUCUGUGACCAUUUACAUGUCAACGGUGUUAGCCCAGUAUUAUCUGUGCGACUGAACAGCCCUAUUAAAGCUUUUCCGAUACGUCA